AUGGAGCGCUGCGCGCGGCCGCCGCGGCUGCUGCUGCUCGGCCUGCUGCUCUGCGCCGCCGGGGCCGAGGACCGGAUCACCUCGGACCGGAUCACCUCGGACCGGCUCACCUCGGACCGGAUCACCUCGGACCGGAUCACCUCGGACCGGAUCACCUCGGACCGGUACGCGGUCUACUGGAACAGCUCCAACCCCAGGUUCUCUCGGGGCGAGUACACCGUGGAGGUGGCCAUCAACGACUACCUGGACAUCUACUGUCCGCACUACGAGUGGGCGGAGCCUGAGGAGCAGGUGGAGCAGUACGUGUUGUACAUGGUGAACUACGACGGCUUCUCCACCUGCGACCAGCGCCGCACCGGCUUCAAGCGCUGGGAGUGCAACCGGCCGCGGAGCCCCAAGGGGGCGCUGCGGUUCUCCGAGAAGUUCCAGCUGUUCACCCCGUUCAGCCUGGGCUUCGAGUUCAGGCCGGGACACGAGUACUACUACAUCUCGUCUCCACAUCUCAACCUGGAUGAUAAUCUGUGUCUGAAGCUGAAGAUCUACGUGAAACCAGCCAACGACUCGGUGUACGAGUCUCCGGAGCCCUUCCUGACCGACGACACCACCGGCGGCUGCAGCCUCGCUCUUCCUCGCCGCUCCCUGCUGUCGGCCAUGUUGCUCCUCCUCCUCGCCUCCUCGUAGCACAUCCUCCUCUUCUUCUUCUUCUUCCUCCUCUUCCACUUGGACAGAUCUCCGUCUGCCGGUCGCCCUGAGGAGAAAACCUGAGACAGGAAUCAAUGCCCUCCUCGGCCUCUGACCUCACCUAAACACCACCAGCUCAGCCAAUCAGAAGAGGCUGAGGCCACUGGUGGGUGGAGCCUGGAGCUGCCGAUUGAGCCACCACUCUGUGGAUGUUUUUGUUCUGAGAAGGUCCAGCUGUUCAUCCUAAAUCUACAGAUCCCAUAAAGAGUUCAUAGUCGUAUGAAUGUGGCGUAGAAACUUUGUGAAUGCACAGAAAAACCACAGUAACUCAUUUCUUUGCUCGAAGUUUAACUUUUCUUCUGUGAUGUGGGAUUUAGAUAUGAUCCUUUGUUCCGUUUACCUUCAUCUGAGACCUACUGGAGGAGCUAACGUAGCUUCACAGACCUACUGGAGGAGCUAACGUAGCUUCACAGACCUACUGGAGGAGCUAACGUAGCGUCACAGACCUACUGGAGGAGCUAACGUAGCGUCACAGACCUACUGGAGGAGCUAACGUAGCUUCACAGACCUACUGGAGGAGCUAACGUAGCGUCACAGACCUACUGGAGGAGCUAACGUAGCGUCACAGACCUACUGCACAAGCUAACGUAGCUUCACAGACCUACUGGAGGAGCUAACGUAGCGUCACAGACAGAUGUGACGAGCUAACAUAGCUUCACAGACAGACGGGACAACCAAAUAUAACUUCACAGACCUACUGGACUAGCUAGUAUAACUUCACAGACCUACUGGACUAGCUAGUAUAACUUCACAGACCUACUGGACGAGCUAACGCAACUUCACAGACCUACUGGACUAGCUAGUAUAACUUCACAGACCUACUGGACGAGCUAGUAUAACUUCACAGACCUACUGGACUAGCUAGUAUAACUUCACAGACCUACUGGACGAGCUAACGCAACUUCACAGACCUACUGGACGAGCUAGUAUAACUUCACAGACCUACUGGACUAGCUAGUAUAACUUCACAGACCUACUGGACGAGCUAACGCAACUUCACAGACCUACUGGACUAGCUAGUAUAACUUCACAGACCUACUGGACGAGCUAACGCAACUUCACAGACCUACUGGAGGAGCUAACGUAGCUUCACAAACCUACUGGAGGAGCUAACGUAGCUUCACAGACCUACUGGAGGAGCUAACGUAGCGUCACAGACCUACUGGAGGAGCUAACGUAGCUUCACAGACCUACUGGAGGAGCUAACGUAGCUUCACAGACCUACUGGACUAGCUAGUAUAACUUCACAGACCUACUGGACGAGCUAGUAUAACUUCACAGACCUACUGGACUAGCUAGUAUAACUUCACAGACCUACUGGACGAGCUAGUAUAACUUCACAGACCUAUGGGACGUCCCAAUACUUAUAAACAAACAAUAAUAAUUCAUUGUUCAACCGGAUCAGGACGUUGAGGCUCACUUGUGUGACUGUAAUCGUCUUCAGGUUUGAAUACAAAAAUUAUAAUCAGAAAAAACUUUUUAAAAUUUAGUUUUAGAUUUAGAUGGACUUUUAUUUCUGUAAAUCAGCCAAAGACUUUUCUAGCAGCUACAGUGGUUGUCGUGGCAACAACAGGAGGAGGUGGGGCUAUGCGAGGAGGUGCUGUUUUUUAUUUUUAUAAAUCGUGUUUUUGUUGUCAAUAAAAUAAAAACUAAUGUUAUGCGCAACACUAAAAUGAACCAAUCAAAAAUGGCCUUUUCCCCACUGGUGCUGAAUUUCUAGUGACUGACUGACGUGUUUCUGUGUGGUCCUUUCUUUAUUAGUCUUCAUCUUCACCACAUGGAGGACGAGCACGGCAUGCUGGGAAAUAUAUUCAACAAAAGCACUGAGAGGAGGCAGUAGAAACUGACUGUGCUUCUUCUUCGUUGGUACAAAAAGAGUGAACCUUUAAGUUUUUAUUUUAUGUUUGUGCCAUUUUUCUGAUCAAUAAAUGCAGUAGAAAAUUCAUAUGAGAUAUGAGUUCCUUAAGGAGUCAGAUGUUUGUUGUUGUUGUUUUUCUCCUUUAUGUCCCUGCUUGCAUCGCAAUGCAUUCUGGUACUUGUAGUCCUGUGCUUCCUGUUUCAUUUUCAUGGCGUAUAUAAAUGUUAAAGCAUCGCGAGGAAACCAUUCUGAUGCUGGUUUUGUGAGAGGAGUGAGACCUCCUGCUGCCUCUGGUUUCAUGUUUUUCUACAUCUGUAAAUAUUCUCUGAAAGACGAAAGAAAAUGUGGUUUUGUAUAUUUUCUUAUUGGAUGCUUAUAAAGUCCUGUUAAAGAAUGCAUUUAUCUGAUUGGCCGAAGAGCUAACGAGGGGUCAGAGGUCAUCAGGCCUUUUCAGGACUUCCUUAUUUUCUGGCCGCAUGAGAAGGAAAAAAUAAACGUAAAAAUAAAUGUACUGAACUUACUUAGAAGACGAUUUCAA
This is a messenger RNA of Cyclopterus lumpus (lumpfish), 3137 nucleotides long. RefSeq names its product ephrin-A2a (gene efna2a). Gene Ontology annotation, molecular function: ephrin receptor binding. Gene Ontology annotation, biological process: osteoclast differentiation; ephrin receptor signaling pathway; axon guidance. Gene Ontology annotation, cellular component: plasma membrane. Lineage: Eukaryota; Metazoa; Chordata; Actinopteri; Perciformes; Cyclopteridae. The record is from RefSeq and is a predicted model, not a curated record. The coding region runs from base 1 to 681 and encodes 226 amino acids. The transcript has 4 exons.